This is a messenger RNA of Acanthochromis polyacanthus (spiny chromis), 4942 nucleotides long. RefSeq names its product NACHT, LRR and PYD domains-containing protein 12-like. The coding region runs from base 807 to 3926 and encodes 1039 amino acids. Gene Ontology annotation, molecular function: protein binding. Lineage: Eukaryota; Metazoa; Chordata; Actinopteri; Pomacentridae. The transcript is spliced from 8 exons. The record is from RefSeq and is a predicted model, not a curated record.
UAUCAGAUAAAUGGAGGAAAAUGUUCAAUAUUUCACAUUAAAACAGCAUGAAAGUGAAUUAGUGAGGCAGGUUCUCAGUUGUAAGGACAUUAAAUGAUCCUUAAAAACAGAAUUUACAAAGUGAUGUUGUGGCUCUAGAGGCUCAAAGUGUGACAUUUACCAAACUGUGUGGAAUUAUGAGAGUCAAAUAUACCAAUGAAGCAAUGAAAUGGGAAAGAAUGAGUGAAAUUCUUCAAAGUUUGAUUGGAUUCAUCUCAUCUAAAGGACAUUUUCAUGAAUGUGGAAAAACGACAGGAAGUGGUUUAAAGCAAAGAGCCAGAAAAAGUCAUAAAGUGAUCAAAUCCAAGAAGAGACUAAAGGAGAGCAGAACACUAAACUAUUGAGCUUCCACAUUGAAAUGAGGAGUGGAUUAAAGUCCACAGCAGCAGACAAAGAAGAAGAUGAAGCCAGAGAAGGUUUGGAUUCCUCAGGUGACAUGUAGAGUGUAGAUUCCCUCUCUGACUGUAGUUCCUGUAAAACAGCUUCUCAGGACAUUUAGUGUUGAAAUGGAGUCAUCACUUCUGGGAUUGAUUCUUCUUUAUUCUUCCUAAAAGCUUCAUAUUUACAGAAUUAGAAAGAAAUGGAAAAUGUUCCCAAACACACAUUUUCACAGAGUUCUGUUCUAACUCACCACAAACUGAUCCAUCAGGUUUCCUGCUUGGUUGUCUUGACAACAGUGAUGUGACACCACUUCCUGUUCCUCAAAUUAGUUCUGCUUUUACCAUCUUCAUGUUGCAGCUCCUUUUCUCCGUCUGAAUGGAGCCACGAUGACGUCAGAGGUGCUCUUGAACAUCCUGGAGGAUCUGAGAGAUGAUCAGCUGUCUACAUUCCAGUGGUUCCUGAAGCAGCCCAACAAUGUUCAAGACCUCCCAGCGAUCACAAAAUGCCGACUACAGACACUAGACAGGUGUGAGACUGUGGAUGUGAUGGUGGAGACUUAUGGACUUCAGAGAGCUGUGCAGGUGACCAGGGUGGUUUUAGAGAAGAUCUCCAGGAAUGAUCUGCUGCAGAGGAUUCCUGCCAGCAGCUCAGGACCAGAAGUGCAUGUCAGUGAUGUUGGAGAACCUUCAGAGAACAGAGAACCUUCCUCCUCUCAGACUCAGCCUCCUCUUCCUCAGACUGAAGAUGAGACUGUUCCGGUACCAGAACCACGUCCCAUCAGAUAUUACCAACAGAAGCUUCAGUCAAACUUCCAGCACACAUUUCUGGUUACAACAGAGGGGUGGGCAACAGAUGAGGAGCGUCUGGUUGAUAUCUACACAGAGCUGUACAUCACAGCUGGCCGGGACGUGCACGUCAACACACAGCAUGAGGUCCUACAGAUUGACAAGGUGUGGAAGCCAUCAGACACAGAGACACAGAUCCAACCCACAGACAUUUUCAAGCAUCCUUCUCGAAAAGACAUACCCAUCAGAACAGUGCUGACCAAUGGGAUUGCAGGGAUUGGAAAAACAUUUCUUGUGCACAAGUUUGUGUUGGACUGGGCUGAAGAAAGAACCAAUCAAGACGUGCAUCUUAUUUUCCCAUUCACUUUCCGUGCCCUGAAUUCACUGCAGGGAAAAGAGUUUGGUUUGGCAGAGCUCAUUCAUUUCUGUAUCCCAGAAACUAAAGACGUCACAGUGGAGGCUCUGAAUUACAUCUUUACAGCUCUGCAGUCAUCAGGAAACAGCAGCUACCACAAGAGCAGAUUCAAACUGCUGUUUGUGUUUGAUGGACUGGACGAGAGUCGCCUUCAUCUGGACUUUGAUGUCAACAACAUUCCCUCUGUAGACAUAACAAAGUCAACUAAAAUAGAAGUCCUGCUGAGGGAACUUAUCAGUGGAAACCUGUUGCGCUCAGCUCGCCUCUGGAUAACCACACGACCUGCAGCAGCCAAUCAGAUCCCUGAAAACCUCGUCAACACUACAACAGAGGUCAGAGGAUUUACUGACCCACAGAAGGAGGAGUACUUCAGGAAGAGAUUCAAGGAGCAGGCCAGCAGCAGCAUCAUCUCCCACAUGAAGACAUCACGAAGCCUCCACAUCAUGUGCCACAUCCCAGUGUUCUGCUGGAUCACUGCUACAGUUCUGGAGGAGCUGCUGGAAACCAGAGAGGGAGGAGAUCUGCCCAGAACCCUGACUGAGAUGUACACAGAGUUUCUAAGAUUUCAGAUUGGUCACACAAAAGAAAAGUACGGUCCAGAGAAGUGCAUUCAGUUCAUGAAGUCAUUAGCUAAACUGGCUUUUGAACAGCUGCAGAGAGGAAACCUGAUCUUCUAUGAGAAAGAUCUGAGAGAAAGUGGCAUUGAUGUGAGUGAAGCCUCAGUGUACUCAGGAGUGUUCACAGAGAUCUUCAAAGCAGAGCGAAGACGGAAACAGGAAGACAAAAUGUUCUGCUUUGUCCAUCUGAGUGUUCAGGAGUUUCUGGCGGCUCUUCAUGUCCAUCAGACCUUCAUCAACUCUGGAAUCAACCUGCUGGAAGAACAACAACAAACAACAUCAUGGUCAUCAAAACUGUUCAGAGAGAAAGUUGAUCCAACAGUUUUCCCCCAGAGAGCUGUGGAUGAGGCCUUACAGAGUCCAAACGGACACCUGGACUUGUUCCUGCGCUUUCUCCUGGGUCUGUCACUGCCGACCAAUCAGAAUCUACUACCAGGCCUGAUGACGCAAACAGGAAGUAGCUCACAGACCAAUCAGAAAACAGUCAAGUACAUCAAGGAGAAGAUCAAUGAGAAUGUGUCUGCAGAGAGAACCAUCAAUCUGUUCCACUGUUUGAAUGAACUGAAGGAUGUUUCUCUGGUGGAGGAGAUCCAACAGUCCCUGAGAUCAGGACGUCUGUCCACAGAUGAAAUGUCUCCUGCUCAGUGGUCAGCUCUGGGCUUCAUCUUACUGUCAUCAGGAGAACAGUUGGACGUGUUUGACCUGAAGAAAUACUCUGCUUCAGAGGAGGUUCUUCUGAGGCUGCUGCCAGUGGUCAAAGCCUCCAAGAAAGUUGUACUGAGUGGCUGUAAUUUGUCAGAGAGAAGCUGUGGAGCUCUGUCCUCAGUCCUCAGCUCCCAGUCCUCCAGUGUGACAGAGCUGGACCUGAGUAACAACAACUUGCAGGAUUCAGGAGUGAAGCGUCUUUCUGUUGGACUGCAGAGUCCACACUGUAAACUGGAAGCUCUCAGGCUGUCAGGCUGUCUGGUCACAGAGGAAGGCUGUGCUUCUCUGGCCUCAGCUCUGAGCUUGAAGACCUCAAAUCUGAGAGAGCUGGACCUGAGCUACAACCAUCCAGGAGACUCAGGAGAGAAGAUGCUGAGAGCUAAAAUGGAGGAUCCACACUGUAGACUGGAAACUCUCAGGGUGACGCCUGCUGGAGUCCGAUGGUUGACACCAGGUCUGAGGAAGUAUUCCUGUCAACUCACAGUCGACACCAACACAGUAAACAGAAACCUCAAACUGUCUGACAACAACAGGAAGGUGACAAAUGUGCAGAAGGAUCAGCCGUAUCCUGAUCAUCCAGACAGAUUUGACUGGUGGCAGCUGCUGUGUGAAACUGGUCUGACUGGUCGCUGUUACUGGGAGGUGGAGUGGAGAGGAGUCGUUGAAAUAUCAGUGAGUUACAGAGGAAUCAGAAGGAAAGGAGACAGUGAUGACUGUUGGUUUGGAUCUAAUGAUCAGUCCUGGAGUCUGAUCUGCUCUAAUGGUGGUUACUAUGUCUGGCACAAUAAGAGUGAAAUGUCCAUCAGGUCCUCCUCAGUCUCUCACAGAGUUUCAGUUUAUGUGGAUGUUCCUGCUGGAACUCUGUCCUUCUACAGAGUCUCCUCUGACUCUCUGAUCCACCUCCACACCUUCAACACCACAUUCACUCAACCUCUCUAUCCUGGAUUCUGGGUCUGGUCUGGUUCCUCAGUGUCUCUGUGCUGAGUUGAGUCUCCAGAGUCUCCUCCUGGUACAGAAACAGUGUUGAACAGAUAGUUGAGUCUCUCCAUGACUCUGUCCCUCACAAACAUGUUUUCACAUUCAUGGAUUAAAUGUGUUUCUUUGUCAAAUCCUUCUAAAUGAUUCCUUGUAAACUUGUUCCUCUUCAAAGAUGGAAGUUGUGAUUCUUCCAGGAGCCAAAUGUGGUGUUUGCGUCUUUUUCCAGUCAAAUGUUGAGAGUGAAAAUCAGGAUGUGGUGUUCCUCUGAUGCUCACUUGAACUAAAAGCAUUUGAGCUGCACAAAGUGUGAAAUGAGAGAGGAAGCAGUGAAUCUCCAAACUGCUGACAGACUUUCACACAUUAUUGUCCAGUGAAAAUCAGCUUUUUGCGCAGCCACACUUGAUCCUGAUGUGAGUCUUUAAGUCCUGUUCUAGUGAUGAAAUAAGAACUUCCUUCAUCUGUAUCACUCUUUCCAAAGUAUUCUGUGCUCUUCUGUCAUUUAUGUCUUAUUGAUGGAUCCAUUUUUCAUUUUUACAAUAAAUAAGUGCUUCAAUCCGUUAUUUUUUUUUAUAAGAUUCUGAAUUUCUGGUUUCAUCAACAAAUUCUACCAGAUUUUAUGUUUCCAUCACAUCUCCCAUAACCCUAGCUUUCUCUGGAUAAAAAUGUUUUCAGCAUCGAUAUGAUUCCAGUAGAAUUUAAACCCACCAGGACUAUCCAGAUUACAGUGAACUCUGUAAAUUCAACAUUUUUUAACCUAUUUAAUUCUAUAAAUGUUGUGUUUGGCCGUUAAAGGAGGUUUUCCUCACAUUGUGGUGUAUUUGAACCCUUCCAUGGUCUAAAUUCUUUGAACAGAUCUUGUGCUGUAAUCAAUGUCUAACUUAGUUUUUAUUUUCAUUGCAGUGGUUGAUUUUUUCUGAACAAGAUCAAUGAUUUUUACAUCUUUCUCCACUUUUAUUUGCUCUGCCUGUGGCUUUUAAACUAUUCUAACUUUCUUUUUUAUUCAAUAAAUGACUAAUAACACA